Molecule: messenger RNA, 1140 nt
Organism: Urocitellus parryii (Arctic ground squirrel)
Lineage: Eukaryota; Metazoa; Chordata; Mammalia; Rodentia; Sciuridae
Gene: C1ql1
Product: complement C1q like 1
Molecular function (GO): protein binding
Source: RefSeq, a predicted model, not a curated record
CAGGAGCCGGCUGCUGGGCUCCGCAGCGCAGGCAGCGCAGCGCGGCGCCCGGGGCCUGGCCCCAUGCCCGCAGCCCCGCCGRACCGCCCUUGAGCGCGGGCGUCCAGCCCGCGCCCCUCGCCCGCCGGCACCAUUGCCCCGACGGCGCGGCCGGGCGGCCCGGCUCUCCCCAGGCUCCGCGCCGGCCGGAAGACGCUGCUGGCGGCCGCCGCGGGCGUGGUGAUGCUGCUGGUGCUGGUAGUGCUCAUCCCCGUGCUGGUGAGCUCGGGCGGCCCGGACGGCCACUAUGAGAUGCUGGGCACCUGCCGUAUGGUGUGCGACCCCUACCCCGCGCGAGGCCCCGGCGCCGGCGCGCGGCCCGACGGCAGCGACGCCCUGAGUGAGCAGAGCGGCGCUCCCCCGCCCUCCACGCUGGUGCAGGGCCCCCAGGGGAAGCCGGGCCGCACGGGCAAGCCGGGUCCCCCCGGGCCUCCCGGGGACCCUGGUCCUCCGGGUCCGGUGGGGCCGCCMGGGGAGAAAGGUGAGCCAGGCAAGCCGGGCCCUCCAGGGCUGCCGGGCGCAGGGGGCAGCGGCGCCAUCAGCACGGCCACCUACACCACAGUGCCACGAGUGGCCUUCUACGCCGGCCUCAAGAACCCUCACGAGGGUUAYGAGGUGCUGAAGUUUGACGACGUGGUCACCAACCUAGGCAACAACUACGAUGCGGCCAGCGGCAAGUUUACGUGCAACAUUCCCGGCACCUACUUUUUCACCUACCACGUCCUCAUGCGCGGCGGCGACGGCACCAGUAUGUGGGCGGACCUCUGCAAGAACGGUCAGGUGAGGGCCAGCGCCAUUGCCCAGGAUGCAGACCAGAACUAUGACUACGCCAGCAACAGCGUGAUCCUGCACCUGGACGCGGGUGAUGAGGUCUUCAUCAAGCUGGAUGGAGGCAAAGCGCAUGGAGGCAACAGCAACAAAUACAGCACUUUCUCCGGCUUCAUCAUCUACUCUGAUUGAGCUCCCAGCAUCCCUCUCCAUCUUCUGUUCAACCCUUGGGCUUCCCCCCCAGGAGCGGCAGACAAAACCCAUUCCCUACCRACCCCUUAGCUGCCUGGCCCAGGCUGCCAACCCUCCCUGGCUGUGAUUCCCCAAGCCCAC